Messenger RNA from Cinara cedri, 14086 nucleotides. The record is from the annotation of a GenBank genome assembly. NCBI's taxonomy places the organism in Eukaryota, Metazoa, Arthropoda, Insecta, Hemiptera, Aphididae.
AUGACUGAAUGGAAAUCCAGAUCGUUACCAAGCAAUUUCGAAAUAUUAUCUCUGUCAAACGUUCCAGUUGGUCCGUCGUGCUUACGUUCAAACUCGAAGAAAACAUACAUCAGUCGAAAUGUGUCUUUUCCAGAUGACGAAAGUCAAAUUGUCACUGGCAUACUCGAAACCAUGCAUCCUUGGGAAUCAAGUAAUUACCCGCAUACCUAAUGUACAUUGCAUGCAUACAAAAAUAAAUUGUAGUAAAUUUUAAGAACAAAGUGUGUCAUUACAUUUUUCUCUUUUAAUGUUCUCAGUGGAAAAUGUAACUAUAGAAUUACUGACAACGAAAUAUCAAGAAUCAUGUGAACGCCAUAAUGCUGAUCCGUUACUUUCUGUUCUUAAUCAAAUAAAAUCUUUGAACUUAAGUUUGGAGCGGAAUGAAUGUCUAGAUUUAAAAGGUGUUUUUUUAAACAAUGUUGAUUGGGAGAGCCUUGAAGAAAUUUUUAAAAGAGUUCAGUUUACAAUGAUUAAUGUUGAAGCAACUGGCUUAAAUGAUGAUGUAAGAACACUUUGAUGUUUGAAUAUCUUUAUGUACAUGUAUUAAAAAUGUAUCCGGUAUCUUCUACAAGUCAAAUAGUUACAUAAUUUAAUUUUUAUUAAUAAAAAAAACUAAGUUAUUAACUGUUUAUAAAUUAAAUAAAUUAUAUAAAAUAUUUAAAUAUCACACUUUUUUAUUACAGAAAUAUUUAUACAAUUUACUUUAUUCCCAUUAAAUAAAUUUAACAUUUAAUAAUUAAUAAUAUUAACAAUAGAAUCAAUCAUUUAUAUCUACUAAAAAUUUGGUAUGUUUUGGGUAGUACAGACUUAAAAAAAAAAUUAAUUUCACUUCCCAUAUUUAUUAUUAAGUAGUUAUGUUUAAUAUAUUCACUCUUUUUAAUUAGUAAUUUGUUUGUUUUUAAGAAAGUGUCGCUAUUAAGAAGAUCAUUAUAAAUUAGUCUUUUAAUAUGAAACUAUCUGCUAAUAUGUAUUAUCCUUAACAAGUUUUUCUGCAUAAUUAUAAAUAUACUAAUAUUUAAUGUAUUAUUUUGAAUGUUAGACAUUAAUAACAAAAGGAAUCAAAAAGAAAUUCUAGGUACUAACAAUUUAUUAUGUAUUUCUUAUUUAGACUGCAAUCACAUUAUUUGAUAUGUUAGACUUUUAUGAAUCUGCUAUUUGUUUAAACAUUUCUUCUAAUAAUGAUAUUGGUACCAGAGGAUGGCAAGCAUGUGCUCGUACGUUAAAAAAGGUGAUUUGUUAUAAUAAUUUUAAAAAGGAAUUUUUAAAUAAAAACUGUAAUUACUUUUCAGUCAAAAUGUUUAGAAGAAUUAGAAGUAAGAAACACAAUACUUAAUGAAUCAAAUAUGACAAUACUGAGUCGUUCAUUAAAAUUAGGUUCACAGUUAUGUGUUUUAAAGCUUGAAAAUUGUAAUCUUGCGGACCGUCCAUUAACUUCAUUAGGUAACUAUUUUUUAAUUCAGUAUUAAAUAUAUUAUAUAUUUAAAUUAAUGAAUCAAAUUACAACACUUAAUCAUAUGCAAUUAUAUUAACCUUGAAACAAUAUACCAUCAUUAAUAUUAACAUGAUAAUUGUAGUUUACAUAUUCUUUAUAUUUAUAAAUAUUUCAGUGUCUUCAAUAAAACUAAAUAAUUCAUUAAAAGAACUUUACUUGGGAGAAAACUAUCUUAAUGAAAAUGAUGCAAAACAACUAUCAAUUUUACUUAAAUGUAAUACCACAUUACAGUUGUUGGAUUUAAGGUAAACAUAUUUUUAAUUUUAAAAUACAUAUGACCUUCCAAUCUAUUGCCCUUUGUUUAAUCAUAAAUGGCCCAAUCUAUGUUUCAAACCACACCCUUCUUUUAGAUAUAAAAAUAAAUACCAUAGCAACUUCCAAAAUCCUGUAAAAAAUAUGCACUCCUAACUGUCCAAUCACUCAAACUUAGUAUAAUCUACUCUUAUUUCUAAUACCAUUUCUGGAAAUUUCACCAUGCAUAUUGCAUACUAAAGGGAAAGUGGUAGGACUUAAAUUAUUUAUUACUUAUUCAAAUUAACCUACCCAAAUUGUUGAAUAAAGUUUUACCAAUGGGUAGCUGCUAUUUUUCAAUUAUGCCCAAAUUUUAAUGUAUAUAUUCGCACGCAUGCUUAUUCAAAUAGUUGUUUACAGAUUGUUUAUAAAAAAAAUAUCUAUUUAAAGGGUUGUCUUCAGACUUAAAAAGACUGUCAUAUUUCACACAUUAGUGAGUCACUGAUGAAGAUAAGAAGUUAGGAAGGUAAUAGAGGGAAAAUUUAAUUUAUAUCUGUAUGCAUCGAAUCACCCUUGCUAAUUAUAAAAUAAUUUUGAGCGGAAUUCAGUUUAUCAUGUUGCUUCUAUUAUAUAUAUAUGUCAUAUUAUGGUAAAUAAUUAUAUAUGCAUUCAAUAUUUGUUUAACAUAGUACCUUUUUUCCUGGUUUUCUAAUAUAUUUUCCCAAUGUUUUUCAUUUAUUGGGAAAAUUAAAAAAUGACUUCCCUAAAGUAGAUACCACUCAAGCUAAAUUUUCUUUCAAAAAGUGUUAUCAUUAUAAAUUAGAAAAAAUUUGCCCGUAGAAAAAUUGUUCACAGAUAAAACAAAAAAAAUUAUAAAUAAACAUCAUUGCAAAAUCAAUACACUUCUCGCUCCUCUCAGAAUCUAAAAUUACACAUUGUUACAUUUGUGUAUAUAAGGUGAUCAUCUUAAUUAUGUAUCUCUGAAAGUGUUAUUAUUAUUUUAAGAAACAAGCAGCUAAAAUUACACCACCCUUUUUUUUUAAUUCCUUGUAAUUGGAUUUAAAACAUUUGUAUGUUAUGCAAUAUAAUAAUAAUAACAUAAUUAAAAGAUAUUAUAUACAAGUAUUGUUAAUUAUCAAAUAAUUUGGUAAAUUAAUUUAAAGCAAAAAAAAAAAAACAAAAAUUAUAGUGUAUGUAGGUAAUACUAUGUAUAUAAUCAAAAAGCUGUGUUAGGAAAAAUGUGCAUAUAAAUAAAUAACUACAGUUUCAAUUGAAUUUUAAUAACAAUAUAAAAUUUUUGUUCUAAAUUAAUAAUUUCGUCUAUUUUAAUUUUAUCUUGGAUAAUUAUCAGUAAACCCUGAUAAUAUAAACAUAAAUUUGAAGUCGGGAGUAUAUAAAAGAGUUAGUUUAUUUGAGAAGUUGAAACUAUGAAUGAAGUGUCACUGGUGUAGGUAGGAAGUUUGGAAGAUAGUUUGUAUAAUGUUUUUAUAUUUGUAUGCGAUAAUAAAUAAUUGAUAACAAAAUGUGUUUCUAAGAAAAGUUUAGUUAAACAUAUUAGAAUGUUGUGAUUUUAAAAUUGUUAUCAAAAUUUAACUUGAUAUAAGGCUUUAAAAAAAAAAGAAAAAUAUUCUAACAUUUCUGAUUGACAAAAAUUAUUAUUCACAUAUAACCCAAAAAAAAAAAAAAUUCCUAUAAAUAAAAAUCACCAGAAGAUUUUAAAAAUCUUUCCAGAUCUACGAAAUUAUAUAAAAACUUAUAUUUGUAAAAUUUUCAGUUCUUAUACUGCAUUUUUUUUUUUUAAUUUGUCUGCUUUUCCUAUGUUUUCCUAAUUGUAAAAAUAUCAAAAUAUGAGCUUCCCAAUACUCCAAUUCAAAAUGCUACAAAAAAAAUUUUGUUUUUGUUUUUUGGUUGAUGCAAUAUUUAUGGUACAAGAAUGAUUUACAGACAAAAUAUAGUAAAACCAAUACAUUGCACUCUAAAUCUUAAAGAAGGGGGUCAUGUGGGUGCUAAAAUAUGUAUUGUGUAUGUAUCAUUGUUAAAUGAUUGUUCUCCAUGCCUAGCCAUACCUAGUACCAAUAGUAUAUUAUUUUGACAAUAUUUACUUAUAGGUAAAUUUUCAUAACAAAUUUAUUUUAUUAUUUUUAGCAACAAUAAUAUUCAAAAUAAAGGUUUCCGAUUACUCUGUGAAAGCAUUGUAAAUCAAAAGUCUCCAUUGACAAUUUUAAUUGUGUGGAAUAAUAACUUGGAUCAAGACUGUUCAGAAUGUUUGUCAAAUUUAAUGGUAAAUAUAAUAAAUACAAUUUAAUAAAAAAGAUUUAGAAAUAUCUAUGCAUUCUCUUUUAAGAAGAUGUACCAUCUGCAUGUGCUGCCUUAUAAACUUACAACAUUAUACUGUUUUAAUAUUUGAGUAAAUUGACCUUGAAUCUUUAAAUUUAAUUCAUCAUCAUAUGGCUUCAGAACUAAGAGUUAUAGCCGCCACUGUAAAGGUUCUCCAACUUUUACGGUUCUGAAUCAUUUUCUCCCAUUGUUUCUUUGGCCUCCAUUUCUUGGUCUCUUCCCAUUUCGUUGUUCUAGCUUUGUUACCUUUCUUUGUUUCACAUAUCCAAAUCACCUUGUUAUUAUGGGUAUUUUUGCCAUUUUUCUUCACCAGCAGUUUUAUACUAUGUCAUACAGGUCCUUGUGGUUAGCACUUUGUUCUUGAAGGUCCUUAGUUAAUAACUCUUACUACCAAGGUGUUACUGUUACAAGCGUACUUUUGUACCUCUAGAGAGAAACCUAAAUUUAAAUUAUAGGUUCUUAACCUGUGGUCCAAUUAGGGGUUUUCAGAAGGUUAUUUAUUCAAGGGUCUAUGGUAUGGCUGUGAUUUUCUUUUGAAUAAUCCAAAAUUAAAUUUAUUUGAAAUUAAUUCAAAUUCAAUGAAUCAAGAUCAUGUAGUUGAAGUAGAAACUGUAAGAAAUAUAAAGAAAUGGGAGCUGAACAUGAAAUUUUUUACUACACAGAAGUAGAUUGGCUUUCCAAAGGAUAAGUUAUGUAAUGUUUGUUGUAUAAACUUAAAGAAGAAAUUUCAUAUAUUUGUAAUAGAACGGUCAAGCUCACUCUCAAAAUAUUUGUAUAAUAAUAUCAUUCAUUUCAUAUUUAAUAGAUAUUUUUAUUUGUUAGAACAAAGUAAAUUCAUUGAUUCAAAAUAAUAAAAACAUUUGUAAAUAAAGUUCCCCUGUGGAAAAGAAAAUUGCAAUUUGAACAUUUAGCACACUUUCUUAUGUUUGAACAUGAAUUUUAAAAUAAUAAUAAUAAUAAUAGGUACUAUUGAUUUGUCCAUUUCUGUACAAAUACAAAUUUAUGAACAUCUUGACGUACAUAAAAAUCUGUUUAACAAUUAUUUUGAUUCUACAUACCUGUUCAAAAGCAAAAAUAUGGUUAUGUAGUAAUGCUUUUUUUAGAGACUUAAACACUGUUAAAGAUUCAGAUCUCGCUAAAAAUUAAUUGAUUGAAGAUCAAAAGAAAUGGCACAUCACUAUUUUCAGACAAAAAAUUUCAUUAUUUUUGGCAUACAUUGACAAAGGCUUAUCCGCGAGUUGUAUUCAGGACAAUGGAAUUUUUGAUUUCAUUUACAACUACACAUCUCUCCAAGACUAGAUUUUCUAUGUUAGUCACAUUUGAAAUGAAAUUGAGAUACCGAUUGGACAAAAAAUUAUGUUGUUUUUUUUUAUUGGGAAAUUUAUGGUUAUACUUUAUACUUGGAAGGAGUUCAUGAACCUGAAAAGGUUAAGAACCGAUGAUUUAAAGUAGGUAUUUAAUUAGUGCAAAGUAUGCCAUUUUACUUUUAUUGAUAUGAUUAUCUAUUUCAAAACUAAUUAUUAUUUCUGGUAAUUAUUGCACCUAUCUAUUUAAAAUAUUGAGUUUUUUCCAACACAUAGUUCUCAAUUUCUAGGUUUUCGUCAUUCUAUCUGUUCAUUGUUUUCAAAACUUUAAUCUUUCCUUCAUUUAUUUUUUUUUUUUUUUUUUGCUUCAUUUAUGAGUGUUGUGCUUUGUAUUAUAGGUUUUUUAUCUUCACCACUUGUUGAAGAUAAAGUGUAUUCAGAUAAAUCAAAUAAAUUAAUAAAUCAGUUCACUCUAAGAUAUAAUAUAACAACAUAAAGUUGUUCCUACUGAACGUAAAUUUGUUAUGUUGUAUAUUUCUAAGACAGCGUAUGUUGGUACUAUGUCCCCAUUAGAAAAAUGUAUUAUUAUUUUUAAUUUUAAAAUUAUGAUAAACCAUUAUUGUCUACUAUUUUUAACACUCAGCUUAUAGAUAAAUUUUAUUUUCAGUUUUUAUUUAAAAAUUAAACUCAAAUAAUUCUAAAGAUGACUUUUUUAUAGUACUACAGUGUAACCUGUCUUAACAGACAAAAUAAUAAGGUCCCAGCAAAAAGAGCCAUUCCUAUGUAUUUCGACCUGUCUAUAACGGGCUCUUUUUAUUAUGGACAUAGACAGUUAUAUUUUCCCCCAAUACCUCGAUAGCGGACAACUAUCUUAGUUCAAAAUUAAAUGUAUUGCAAACGUAUACAUACAUGCCAUGCAUCAACAUUGCUAGUUUAUUUCUAAAGGUACUGAUUAUGACAGAUUAUGUGAUUGAUAAUUAGGAUAAAGUUAAUUACGAAGACAAAAAUAACCAAAAAUAUGUAUAAAACUUAAAGACUAUUCAGUGUUUAUUCCAUAUCACUUCGUUGUUGUAAUGUAUUUUCUUCUCUGUUUGUUUUAAUUUUUUCUUUACAAUCCCACCUCUCUUACCUGUCUCUUAUGGGCAUGUGUUUAAAACAGAUAUUUUUUAAUGUCCAUUAUAUACAUCACUCUCAGUUUUCUACAUUUCUGAAAACGAAAAAUGGCUGUGAUAUCAUUGAUAAACAAUUUUAGACAUGGUCUUGGGAUAUUCUAAGAUUGUGAUUUUAGUAAUGCCAUGUUGAAAAUUUGAUUUUUCAGGCCUAACCUAUCAGUUGAACCUCGAAACUGAUAAUAAGAUCACAAAUAUCUUGAAAAAAUAGAUCUAAUAAUAUUAGUAUAUUAUUAAACUAAAUUUACAUUUUUUUUUUAGAUUUGCCAUUAUGGUUCUUAAGCGACAAUUUUUAUCUUAACUAUACUGAAAAUUGUUUUUAAAAAUAAACAGACAUCAUUUCUAAUUUAAUUAAUGAAAAACCAAUAAAACUUUCUAUUGUUAUUUUAUUUAUUAAUUUUUGUAUUUUGUAGGAGACGGAAACUAAAUUAGAAAUGCUCAAUAUUGGCUAUAACCAUUUACUUGACAUCACAGCUAGUGCUAUCCAAAACGCAAUAAAAAAUAACAAAAAUUUAUUACGCUUAGGAUUACAAAGCACUCAAAUUACUUCUAAAGGAGCAAAGUAUUUAGCAGAAGCUCUUGAAACCAAUUUUACAUUACAAGUAAUUAUUAUAGAUAUUUAAAACUACACGUUUAACUAAUAAAAAAAUAAAUACAUUUUUUUAUCGAUGUAAAGUAUAAACUUACUUAAUUUUUCUAAUUUUGAAUGUAGAAUAAGUGCAUGUGAAAUGAUAGUUUUUUUUAUAAACUGUUUAAUACUAAUAUUCCUAAUAUGUUUGUACAGUUAUGGUCAAACUACUGCUUGCAAAAGUAUUCUACACCCGUGUUUCUUAAUCCGGGGGUCUAUUGUCUAAACACUCUUUACUCUCUCACUUUAUCUAUCUCUAAGUGCUGAACAUUAAUAGCCAAUAGGCCUAAUAUCCCAAUAGCUUUAAGGACAUUAUUCAAAUUCUUCCUAACAAUUUUUUUGUCUGGCUUAUGGUAAAAAAAAAGUUUGGCCACCACUGGUUGAAUAUUAUACCACUCUGAUGUAUGUUUAUUGAUCUAUAUAGGUCAAUAUAAGUAAAUACAAUUUUUAAAUUUGAGUUUUUAUGAAUUUUUGAUAUAGUUUCCAACUGAAAGUCUAAAUAUGGUAAUUGUUUCGCCCAAAACAUAAGGGUAACAAAAAAUAAUAAUAACAUAACACUUUAGAGCUGUUUGUUUCCUAAUUUUUUUAAAAAAAUUCUUAUAAAGUCAAUAUUUUCUGAGAUAAUGCGUAUUUUAUGUUAUAUUUAUCAGUUAUACCCAUACUGUCGUCUUCAUUAGCGCCAGAUUAGAAAGAAAGUAUUCAUCGGGCUAGCCACCUUGACUGGCACAAGUUUCUAAGAAUGUUGUGUCUAAUAAAGUCUCAAUAGUUGUAACACGCACACAUUGAAAUUUGAAUUUGGGAUAGGAUCCCGAUGAUGUGUGACACGACUAUGGACUCUAGGUGCAAUAUGAUAAAUGGGAUUGAUUAGGCAAGAGGUUGCUCACUGCUCAUGUACCAGCGUAGCUCGACUUACUCGGACUCAGUCAGUUAUUGAUCUUUUAGACAUGAGUCAAAGAAAAGUAGGAAACAUGAGCUCCAUACAAUGUGUCAUUGUAUCCCAACUCCUUUAAGUUAUAUUUUGCUACACAUACCAUUCCUACCUAUGCACAUCUUUUAUAGUAAACAACAAGAUUUACAUUACCUACCCUUAUUGUUAAUACAAACAUUACUUUCUCCUUCAUUAAAUUAAAUUUGAACAUUUGUAUAUUAGUUUGUAAUUACAAAAAAUGCGAGUAACAUUUUUUUAUUAUUAUUAUAAUAAAUAACAUAUAAUAUAUAAUAUUAAAUUAUAAAAAUUAAUAUUAGUGUCAUAUCGUAAUUCAGUUAUUACCCUUGAUUGUGAUUUAUUAUUAUUUUUAUGUGAAACUUAAUUUAAUAUAAAUUAUAAUGAUGAAGAACAAGGUCUAGUAAAUUAUAAUAUUUUUAGAGCUGACCGAGAUCUAGUCAUGUAGUCAGGGGUGGUAGAAUUUUAUUAGCUAUAAAUAUUAAAUAACGUUGCUUUAUAAUACCUACAGAAUGUAUUGUUGGUAUAGACUUUAUUUUUGUCUUGUUAAAUGUUAACAAUAAAAUUGUAACUUGUUAUUAGGUUGUGUUUAUAUACCUUCACAUAAAUGUAUUUACACUGUGUAUUAUUACAAAUAAAAACUACAAAAAUAAGCCUGAUAAAAUAUUUAAACAACAAAAUACAAUUAUUAACAAUAUAGUGAAUAAAUUAAAAACUUAUAAUUCAGAAAUAGUUGUGGUAGAUAAAUCUUAUACUAUUGCUAUCAUUUACAAUAGUGAAAUUCAUAAAAAAAAACUUUAAAUUUUUUAAAUACUAAUAAUAAUAUUCAAAACUUCACAUAUAUGACCCAAUUAUAAUUUACACUUAAAAAAAUCAAUAAACUGAUAACAAAUUCGAAAGAAAUCAUACUUCUAAGUCUAAUAGAAAAUAUUAAAAUCUGAUUACAAAAUAGAAAAUCCACACUUACGUCCAUUCAUAAAAUUACAUAAUAAUAAGAUAAUCCGAUUUGUCCAUUUAUUAACUUAAAAAUUGUUUCAGCUAUAACCUUGCAAAAUAUUUAGACUCCUUCAUGAAAGAAAAUUAACAUGAAUACUGAUACUUCUAUAAAAAAAAACACUUAUGAUUUUAUUAAUAAAAUUAAUAUCAUGCCAGGUUGCAAAAUGAUUUCUCUUGAUGUCAAAAAUUUAUAUACAUCUAUUCCUAAACAAGAAACAGUAAAUGUUUUAAAAAAUAAACUUAUACAUAGUAAUAAAUUUAAUACAAAUGAAGUACAAGAAAUUAUUCUAUCAAUAAAUGUAAUUAUUAAUCAAAACUAUUUUCAAUUUAAUAAUAAAUUAUAUUAGCAAAAAGAUGGGUUAGUUUUAGAUGGUCCUUUAAGUGCUCUUUUAUCUGAAAUGUACAUGUAAAAUUAUGACACCACUAACAUUAUUAAUAACAAAAUAUACAGUCCAUAUAUAAAAGCAUAUUAUAGAUAUAUGAAUGACACGUUCAUUUUAUUUAGAGGUUCAAAUAGACAAGUAAAAAAUUUAGUCAACUACUUAAACAAAAUAAAUAAAAACAUUCAAUUUACACUCAAAAUACAAAUUAAUAGUAAAUUUAAUUUCUUAGAUCUUACAGUUUCCAUAAUAACAAUAAAUUAGAUUUUAGUAUUUACAGGAAAUACAUUGUGCUACAUUAAUAUAAUGUAGCACAUAUUCUUAUUAUGCCUUUGGGUAUAGAUUGUAUAUUCUCUAAUAAAAUGUUAAAAAAAAAAAAAAAAGUAUUUACAGGAAACAUACACAAACUGAUGCUUUAAUACCACAUGAUUCUAAUCACUCUUAUUCUUAAAAAAUAUCAUUUUUCAAUUCAAUAUUCUAUAGACUUGAGCAUAUUCCAUUAAAUAAACAUAAUUAUCAACACGGGCUCAAUAUUAUCAAUGUCUUUAAUAUAACCCAAAUUUUAAUUUUAAUUCUAUUAAAAAAAAUAAUACACUUCUUACCAAAUAAGGUUGUUAACUAUUGUAGUAUGAAAAAUCACUUUUAAGACUAAUACAAUUUUAACCAAACAUAUAAACAAAAGUCUCUCUUAUUAAAAUAAAUUAUUUCUAUGAAAAAACGGCCAAUUUGUAAAUUUCCUUUUUCCUAUGUAUUCCUUCAUUUAAUUUUUUAUAUUCAGUCAUGUUUUACAUUUUGACUGUGAUAUAAAAUAGUAUAACAAUGUCUCGAAUCAUCGCCAAGACAUACUCAAUUCAUAACAUAUAAUUGUUGACAUAAAAUAAAUGAUUAAUAUAUUAGGUAUUACUAAUUGUAGUCUUACUAAUAUUAUUUCUAUUUGUGUGAACCCAUACCUAGACAAAGCACAAUCUAAUGAAGUACUAGUGUUUUUUGAAGAAAAUUACCACAUCUUUUUAUUAUAUUAUAAUAUUCGUUUUUUUUUUUUUUUUUUUUUUUUUUUUUUUUUUUUUUUUGUCAAUUAUUUUCAAACUAGAUUUUGUCUAAAAACAUUAUGGUAACCCUAUUUAUAUACAAUCUAUUAAAUGAUUACGUUUUUUGUCCACAUCUACUGGCUUUAGUAGGCAUCAAGGUUCCCACAUUCUUCUUCGGGACUAAUGAUUUGAUUUUCUUCUCCUACUAUCAUAAAAGUUAUGGUGCCGAUUCUUUUUUCCCACAACUGUUAUUAGCUAAUAAAAUAUCCCCAUCAUUUGAUUUUUGAUUUUGAUAAAUUCAAGUUUAAUGUUGUAGUAUUGCGAUGGUAGAAGUAUUAGUGAUCUAUAAAUGUUUUAUGAUAUUUUUAAUUUAAGUUUUAACUUUCUGUAUUGUACUUUAUUAAAUUAAUGUUUAUCAAUAUCAUACAUAAGUUUCCGUUUUUACAAUUUGUCAAUUUGUAAUCAGUCAUAAAUUCAAAAGACUCAAGCCUGUUUAAUUUUUAAAAUAAAUAAAUAAUUUUUGAAAUUCAAAUGAGUAUAUUUUUUAACAAAUUACUAUUAUUAGCCAAUAAUUUUGUAACAUCUUUAAUUUGUAUUUUUAGCAAAAUAUCAUUAAUAAAAAUUGAUUGAUUUUGUCCUACGAUAAAAAAUUUCUGCAUCUAUUAGUAUGCAUUUUAAUUUUGCGAAAAUGCCUUUUCACUACUUACUUGCAUACAGGACAGAGUUAAAAUAAAUUUGUAAGCUAAAAGUAAACUUAAGUAUGCCAUGGAAUGUAAAUUGUUGCACAUGAAAUUAAAACAACAUACGAUACAAUUUUGACAUUUGUUUAUAAACCGCAUUAUCAUCAUCAUCUUUUGAAAUAGAUUCUUCAUCAAAUUCUGUUCUGUUUCUGAGAUAAAAUUGAAUUUAUCCUCAUAAUACUAUAGCAAUGUUUCCUGGUCAUCAACAAAUUUUUAAAUUCUAGGCCAUUUAUAUGUAUCAAAAAAAAAAGAUAAUUCAUAAUUUAAGUGUUGGUUUCAGUUAAUACACCAAUAAUGUAGUUUUUAUAAGGGAUAAAUAUUCAAUGCAAAUAUUAAGUUUCUUUCAUUAUUUUUAUUUGAUUAUAAAAGUCAAAAAUAACAGAAACCGUAUUGUGUUAAUAUUCUCAACUAGAUAGUAUUUGCUAUGAUAAAUCAACUUUGAUGUUAGAGCACAAUUUCUAGUAAUAAAAUAAAUGACAGACAGAGAAAAAAAAUUUAAAACAUCAUCAUCUAACAUUUAAACAGAAAUAAAUUAAAAAAUAUAUAUAAACAAUAAACAUUUAUAUUAACAUCCGAAUAUGUAAAAAUAAAUUUGAAUCAAUUUAUUUAGAAAUUCAUAAAACAUAUUAAUAUCUAACCAAAUAUCAAAUAUUACUUACAAUAAAAACUCUUCCUUAAUUUUAACAUUUUAGAAUUUGGACUGGAAUAAGAAAUGAUAAUAAACUGGUCAUAAUUUAUAUUCAAUUAUAUAUUUACAUACCGUGUGAUUAUGUUUCCAGGUAACAAUAAAUAUUUCGGCAGGAUAAUCAUGGUUUUGAAUUCUGUAUUUGAAGAGGGUGAUAGAAAGUGCUAGAAUACACACCUUAGGAUAAAUUAAAAUGUUUAACCUUUUCGAUGUGCCCAUGCAUAAUACAUAUGUGACUUUUUUUGCUACACUUAAUUUUGUCAAUAGAUUGUGAGUCUUAUUUUAUUCAAGUAACUUUAAUACACAUAUUUUUAAAAAAAUUACCUGAGAUACAUCUGUAUAAAUUUGUUUAAAAAAUAAGAUAUUUUGUCAAUUUUUAAAAAAAUUAUGUAUAUAUUAUCUUUGCAAAUAAUAUGUUCCUAUAAAAUAAUACUUCUAACAUACUUCAGUACCCUCUAUCAUCUCCCGAAAGUAAAAUUCAAAUCCAAAGGUAUUUGCCUGAAAUAUUUAGUGUUACCUGGAAAUGUAAUCACAAUUUAUGCAGGGUGAUACAAAAUUCAUGUUAGUCAUUUUAUCAAGUAAAUAUUAAAAAUAAAGGAAAAUGUUUUUACAAAUUAUGUAAACAUUUAUAAAUUCGAAAAAUCUUUGUAUUAUAUAUUUUUUUCUAUUUUGAAUAUUUACAUGAUUAAAUCAAUGUAACAUAAAUUUUAAAUAAUAUUUAAUAAUAUAGAUACUCUAUAUUCUUAUAGAUAUAUUGAAUUACUAGACUUGAAAUAUGUAUCACAACCUAUCACAUGCGAAUGAUAUUAUGUGAAUUUAAUAUUUUAUAUUAAAAUAAAUUACUUCUUAUUUGUUAUAAAUUAGAAUAUUAAAUAAUUUCCCUGCAAAUUAAAUUAAUGGCAGAAUAUUAUUAUGUGUAUCAACCAUUAGAUAAUACAUUUACUCCUUGCAAACCUCAUUUUGUAUUAUAAUAUUGUUUGCUUUUGCAGAGGUUAGAUUUACGUGAUAAUAAUAUUCAAGUUGAAGGAUUGAACAAUUUAAAAGAAUCCAUUUCGAAAAAUUUUAAAAUUACACGCCUAGAUUUAGAUCCUCUUCCACGUAACAAAUAUACAACUGUAAGACAUAAUUUUGUAUAAUUUUAAUUUUAAUUUCUACAUUUUACAUUACUGCUGUAAAAAGUUUUUUGUAAAUUAUUUAUUUAUUUAUUGUAGGAAGCAACUAAGGAGUAUACCAAUUUAGUAGAGCAGAUCAAACAAAUAUGUAACAAAAAUGAAAGUAAAAAUAAUAAUAAACAAAUUGAUGAUAAUCUACUUGACCAAGUAACAGAUGGUUCAAUCAUUACAAAAUCUAUCAAAAUACCUAAUGUAGAUUCCAGAAAGAUUUCUCUCACAUGUGAAUCAUUGAUGAUACAGUAUACUUCACUUAAUAAAAAUCCCAAUUAUCUUGGGUCAGAUGAUUAUCUACCCAUGUUGCGAGGAAGUAGUGGUAGAUUAAGGAGUCCAGCUCCAAGUCCUAUACACAGUCCAAUUGCUAGUAGUCCAGUGUGCAGUCCAUCAAUUACAUCCACACGAAAUCGUUUCCAUGUGUCUAAAGUGUCAGAACAGAAACAAAAAGAGAGUCGAUUUAAGGUGACUAAAUUAAAUAAUUUAAAUGACAAAGCACCAACAGCUAGUAAUGAGUCUUUAUCUGAUGAUUCUUUUGGGCCUACUAAUUUGGAACUCACUGUUGAUAGUUUGGAUUUAUGCAAACAUAAAAAUAAUACAAAAAAAGAAGAUCAAAGAACAAGAAAAGUAUCAUGGGUUAUGGGCUCUCGACCUCUGUUGACUUCAUUACAAAGCUUAACCUCGAGUUUGGAUCAAGCCACUACAACAGGAGUUGAUAAACUUUUAAGCCUGUUUAGUCCAUUUUCUAGUGCAGAUAAGUCAUCAGCAUCUACUGAUACAGUUGAAUCUAAUGAUUCUGUUUUCGAACAGGAUUCUGAAUCAAAGAAACCAGUUACAAUUGAUCAAGCAACUUGGCCACCAGUUUUUGGUAGCUUAAAAAAAACUACUUCAAUCUGCAGACCACUUUCUGAUAAAGGUAGACGCAGUCUAAACGAUUUGCGUACUUUUUAA